Molecule: messenger RNA, 1089 nt
Organism: Porites evermanni
Lineage: Eukaryota; Metazoa; Cnidaria; Anthozoa; Scleractinia; Poritidae
Source: the annotation of a GenBank genome assembly
AUGGAGCUGACUUCUUUGAACUGGAAGUGGAUUGAAGGACUUCAACCUGAAAGGCGACAACGCAUUUUGCAAUGGCAGUUGCAAGCAAGAGAGCCAAUUCGCAGUUUUAAGGACAUAAAAAUUGGCGAUCAUCUUGUCAUAAAACGUUCCUUCCUUAAUGGGCUGAUUCCAUACGAGCAUCAUUUCCUCUGCAUCGGCAACGACGAAGGCAAGCCAAAGAUUACCCAUUACUAUAAUACCGCGUGGCACGCACUCAAGCAGUUGUUUCCGGAUAGCCUCGGCUGUGGAUCGGCCAUUGAACAACUAGGAAUCGUUCAAGAGAUGACCCUUCCACACGAAGACUUCAUCAAGAGUGAAACUGAACUUCAAGCAGAAGGUAAUGGAGUAGAAAGAAUCGUCUGGCCAGAGGAACUACGGCGAUACUCUGCAGAGGAAGUCGUUGAAAGGGCUGAGAAAAGGAAGGGAGAAAAAUGGUACGACUUGGCGAAGAAUAACUGCGAAACUUUCGUCAUGUGGUGUUUGUGUGAUCUACAAAUAAGUUUUCAAGUGACCACCGCCGUUCGAAAAGCGCUCGAGCUAGGUAGUGCUACAAUAAAAGCUCUGAGACAGGCCCUUCAGCAAGUUCCAAAAGUGCUUGUUGAACAGUUUGGCGACGACCUUUUUCUCGCGAUGAUGCAGCUAAUAAAGGCAAAUCCCGUUCAAGCGGCUCUUCCCGAAGGAAUUGGUUUUUAUGUCGGGGCGGCGUUGUCUAUUUUCAUAGAAUUUUGUCUGGCUUAUAAUGAAAUUACGUCAGCUUAUCAAAAAUGGAAGGAGGGAAUUAUCAUAAAGACCAGAGAGAAAUUUAUCAAGGCAGUUAUUGAUAGUGUUCUGUCAGCUCCUUUGCGUGCCGCCGGAAGCAUUGUGGGAAUAAUGUUUGGCCAGACCUUAAUCCCUAUCCCAGUCCUUGGUACCAUCAUUGGACCUGUCCUUUGUGCUUUAGCAGGCCACAUCAUCUCAAAAAUGCUCACUGAUUUUGGCUUUACAGAAUGUCUUGCUCAAAUGAUCGACUACAUUUUGCCUCCAGAUAAACCGACUGAUAAACUGGAUUAG